Teleopsis dalmanni is the source of this 1418-nucleotide messenger RNA. RefSeq names its product leucine-rich repeat and transmembrane domain-containing protein 2-like. Bases 96 to 1244 code for a protein of 382 amino acids. The record is from RefSeq and is a predicted model, not a curated record. Gene Ontology annotation, molecular function: protein binding. The transcript is spliced from 5 exons. NCBI's taxonomy places the organism in Eukaryota, Metazoa, Arthropoda, Insecta, Diptera, Diopsidae.
UAGGUAAAAUAUUCAAGCAGUUCUUGAAACCGAUCUCUGGAACGAAGUGACUUAAAGUCUGAAGUGAAGUUCAGAUCUUUAAAGUGAAGUUAAACAUGGGUGUCUAUACGAAGAAAUAUUUUUUCCAAACUAUGUUGAUAUUAUUGGUGGCCGUUAAGCAUUUGUCAUUCGUGGAAUGCGAUGAUGGCGUUAUCGAAUCGUGUCCUCAACAUUGCAGUUGUGAUGUGUACGAAUAUGAAAUUCAUGUCAAUUGCAGUGGACAAGACCUCACCGACAUUAUGAAUGAAGUUCCUAAAAUUGUUCAGGUUUUGGAUUUCAGUAAAAACAAUUUAACAACACUUGGCGACGAAUCAUUUUUGUACUUGUAUGACUUAGUAAACAUCAAGUUAUCCUACAACGCAAUUUAUCACAUUCAUGCAGAUGCUUUCAGAAGCUUGAUUUAUGUGGACACCAUUGAUCUUUCCAACAACUGUCUUACCUCAAUCGAUCCAAAUCUUUUCUCAUCGAACAUAGUACUUUAUUCCAUCACUUUGGAAGGAAAUAAGAUUGCAUAUUUUCCAAACGAACCCUUUAUCAUUAACGAAUCAAUUAAAUCGCUUAAUUUACGCAAUACUCAGCUCAGUUCAGUUAGUAAGACAAUGUUUUGUGAGAUGCCACAGUUAAUAGAAUUAAAUUUAGCCAAUAAUCUUCUUGUUGUCUUCAACCCGGAUGCUUUUGAGAAUGUGAAACACUUAAAAUUUCUUGAUUUAAGUUACAACUAUUGGGACUGUGACAAAAAUUUCGGUCUUGCAAUGUAUAAAUUACGCACAAGUGGACUGAGAGUUGACGAAACGUCUUGCAACAUUACAGUGGAGCUCGCAAUUGGAAAUGAAUCUCUAAAAAUAGAUACUUCGGACAAUCUCCAAAAGAUGGAUGAUAUUUGUGAUCAGUUGCGUGAAAAUCCUCAUUUAAAUAUGGAAGUACUGAAUAAAUAUUGUGGGUUUUUCGUAUCAACCACAGAAAAAAGUCCAUAUUUCGUAUGGCUUGAUUUUUCGGAUGAAAAGUUUAUGUUUAAUACUUUAAAUACAAUAAAUGCAUUUCUUUUGGGAAGUAUUAUGUGUGUACUUUCCCUAUUCUUAUUAAUGGCUUGCAUACUAUGUGUUCUUAGAGCUAGCAAUCGUCGUAACCAUCAUGAACAUGACGGAUUCCAAUAUAUAAUGCAUCCAAUUGACGCAAAUCAUGUGUUCUUUGGGUUAUUUGUUUAAAAAAUUUACUUACUUAUAGGACAUGUUGGCAGCCUAAUAUGAAGUCAUGUCAAAUAAUCAAUCUAUGAAGCGAUAUGUGGCCUCAAGAAGUCCUAAAUAUGUUUUUGUAGUUAUAGUGUGUUUGUUCAUUUAAAAUAUCUUUGUAGUUAUAGUGUGUUUGUUAAUAUUUAGGAU